AUGGAUGAAAAUGAGCAAAAUGUUACAUUCCUUUACAAGUUAACCGCUGGUAUUUGCGAAAAGUCUUUCGGUAUGAACGUGGCCAGCAUGGCUUCCGUGCCUCAAUCUGUCAUUCGAAAAGCAGAACAAGUAGCCGAAGAGUUUGAAAAGACGCAUCGUCUCAAGGACACAACGUACAACAUGAUGGUAGACGGUGCAGAAACCGAGUCUGUUCCUAUUACCCCCGCCGUGCUUACCGACUUUGCAUACCUGAUGCGGUCAUGCGACCUGGAUGAUAAAGCCGAGGAUAUUGGGGACAAGGCUGAAGAUAUGCUCACAUCCGAAGGCCGUCAAUUACGACAAACUCGUGUCUUGCAACGUAUCUUGAAAGGAUUUUCGCGCAUUGUUCAUUCCACCUAA
Molecule: messenger RNA, 399 nt
Organism: Radiomyces spectabilis
Lineage: Eukaryota; Fungi; Mucoromycota; Mucoromycetes; Mucorales; Radiomycetaceae
Exons: 1
Coding region: 1-399 (132 amino acids)
Biological process (GO): mismatch repair
Cellular component (GO): nucleus; MutSalpha complex
Molecular function (GO): ATP-dependent DNA damage sensor activity; ATP binding; mismatched DNA binding
Source: RefSeq, a predicted model, not a curated record